Messenger RNA from Lolium perenne, 1285 nucleotides. RefSeq lists its product as uncharacterized. Gene Ontology annotation, cellular component: endoplasmic reticulum. Lineage: Eukaryota; Viridiplantae; Streptophyta; Magnoliopsida; Poales; Poaceae. The record is from RefSeq and is a predicted model, not a curated record.
UCCUACUACACCUUGUUGGCUUGUUUCGUUGCGAUAAACCAAGGCAGCCGGUCAGACGAGCGAACACGCGAAACCAGAAGGAGGUCAAGCCCCUUGUCUGCUCUCCGGAUCUUGUCGCCCGCCAUGUGUGGCCGCGGACGGCGCCGUCGCGGCGGCUCCGACGCGGCGGUGGCAGGGUCGGGCGGGCGGGGCUUCUGCGCGACCGCGCUCGCCGUCGUGGCCCUGGCGGCCGCCGCGGCGGUCGCGUUCCUGGAGAGCACCGCCGGCGGCAUCGCCUACGCGGGCGACGGGUGGCUCCACGAGUGCGCCAAGUGGGACGCCGAGGGCGGGCGGUUCCUGGUCUCCACCUUCUUCGGCGCCGGCGUGGCCGAGGUGCGCGUCGGCGCGGGGACCGUGGAGGAGCGGGUCGUCGUGGCGGACCCCGACGUGGCCGGGAGGGUGGCGCUGGGGCUCGCCGUGGACGCGCCCAGGCGGCGGAUCCUCGUCGCCUACGCCGACCGGCCGCCGCGGUUCGGGUACGCCGCCGUGGGCGCGUACGACCUCGGCUCGGGGCGCCGCAUCUUCCUCGCCCGCCUCGACGGGCCAGGCGAGUCGUCAUUCGCCGACGACGUGGCCGCCGACGAGGAUGGCAACGUCUACGUGACGGACCUCAAGGGCAGCAAGAUCUGGAAGGUGAGCCCGGACGGCGAGCCGCUCCCGGCCAUCAAGAACGCCACCUUCACCCAGCGUCCUGGAACGCUGGACAACCUCCUCGGCCUCAACGGCAUCGUCUACCAUCCCAACGGCUACCUCCUGGUGAUCCACACCACCGGCGGUGACCUCUUCAAGGUGGACCCGAAGGCAGGGGCUGUGAGCGUCGUGAAGGUGCUGGGCUCGCUGAAGAGGGGCGACGGGCUGGAGCUGCUCUCCCCAACGAGGCUGGCCGUCGCCGGCAUGCCGACCCGACUGGUCGAGAGCUCCGACGACUGGCACACCGCGCGUGUCACGGGCCGGUACGUCGGGCCGGCGCACAGGGUCGGGUCGUCGGCGACGGUGAAGGACGGGGACGUGUACGUCAACCAUAUCUUCGGCUUCGGGCUCGGCAGGAAGAAGACGCACGUCAUUGCCAAGGCGGUGUUCGCGCCUUUGUAGCUAGGCCAGGCGGCGCUUUUGGGCAACUCCAGUGCGGUGAUCGGGUUGCUGAUGCCUUGUUGACUCUGCUUCGUCAUCGUUUAUAGACAGAGCAUGUCUACUGUAACAUUUGCCUUAUUUCAAAUUCAGGUGCAAUUCAUACGAAAGUUAUUUC